Molecule: messenger RNA, 639 nt
Organism: Prunus mume (Japanese apricot)
Lineage: Eukaryota; Viridiplantae; Streptophyta; Magnoliopsida; Rosales; Rosaceae
Source: RefSeq, a predicted model, not a curated record
AUGAAUGUGUUGCCGAAUAAGUGGGUUUUUCGUGUCAAGCGAAAUUCGGUUGGCUUUAUUCAUCAUUCCAACUCUCGCUUAGUGGCUAAUGGUUUUCAAUUUUCUAUGAAGGAUCUUGGGCCCGCUCAUUAUAUUUUGGGCAUGGAGCUUAUUUGUACUUCGUCCAUUCUAUCUCUUACUCAAACCAAAUAUGCUGUGGAUCUCCUCAAGCGUGCUAACAUGCACGAAGCCAAACUCAUGCCUACACCGGUUGUCAGUUGUUGUCGUCUUAGCAUCUCUGAUGGUGUUCUUCUGUUUGAUCCCACUGAGUACCUUAGUAUUGUUGGUGCUCUUCAGUACUUAACCCUUACUCGCCUAGACAUUGCCUUUGCUGUUAAUCAAGUUUGUAAGUUUAUGCAUAAACCCAAUACUAUUCAUUGUCUGGCUAUUAUGCGCAUUCUCCAUUAUGUCAAUGUCACGCUUAUUCAUGGGUUACUCUAUUCGCCAAGAACUCUUUAUCUCAAUGCCAAUUCUGAUGCCGAUUAUGUGGGGGAUCUCGAUGAUCGUCGCUCCACUAGUGGCUAUUGCUUUUAUUUCGGUACUAACUUAAUUUCUUGGAGCUCAAAGAAGCAACGCGGUGUCUCCCCGCUACAGUACUGA